AAAUGGUUUUUUUUAGAAGAACGAAAAUCGGUAGGAGACGACGAAAAGAAAAAAAAAUCUAGAACCUUCCCUGGCUGCGGCGAGCCCACGAAAUCCAACGAUUGCCAGACUGCCACGGCCAUCCCCGGAAGGAACCCGGGAAUCCACACCCGCGAGCAGCCGCGGCGAAGGAAUCCCCACGAGGGCGGCGAGGGGAGAGGCCAGGCGAGGGAAUGUUGUGGGAGUGGGAGGACGGCGACGAGGCGGCGCGGACGGGCGAGGAGGUGCCCGUCGAUUUCGACUUCUUCUCCUUCUUCGCCAAGCCCAAGGAUUACUACAAGAUACUGGAAGUCGAUUAUGAUGCGUCGGAGGAGACAAUCAGGUCGAGCUACAUCCGUCUUGCGCUGAAAUGGCACCCUGACAAGAAACAAGAUGAAGAAAAGGCAACAUCCAGAUUUCAGGACAUUAAUGAGGCGUACCAAGUUCUUAGCAAUCCAGUAAAACGGCAGGAGUAUGACAAGAAAGGUGUUUUAUACGUUCAGGAUCAGAAUGCAGCGGAUUACCUGAACCGACACAAGGGUUUAAUACUUACAUGCAAUGGCCUUGGUGUAAGGUACUCUGUGUGGUGAGCUUUCUCCGGGUUACAAGAGUCUGCGUCUAUGUGCGGUCGUGGCUGAUGUGUGUGUAGUUGUAAAAUCCCACCUAGUUCACAAAGUUUAGCACAGUACUACCAUCUGGUGGGGGCUUAGCGUUUCAUCCUACAACAGACAUGAUUUAUAUUUGUUGACUGUCUGUUGUAGGUUGCAGGAGGCAUAGAUGCCCUAUGUCGCACAUUUGCUCCUGAAACACUGUUCCCAUCCUAUGAAAUGAAAGCAUCUGUGUUCAUGAA
Molecule: messenger RNA, 868 nt
Organism: Aegilops tauschii subsp. strangulata
Lineage: Eukaryota; Viridiplantae; Streptophyta; Magnoliopsida; Poales; Poaceae
Cellular component (GO): nucleus; cytoplasm
Source: RefSeq, a predicted model, not a curated record